Messenger RNA from Penaeus chinensis, 422 nucleotides. RefSeq names its product ice-structuring protein 4-like. Lineage: Eukaryota; Metazoa; Arthropoda; Malacostraca; Decapoda; Penaeidae. The transcript is spliced from 2 exons. The coding region runs from base 1 to 405 and encodes 134 amino acids. The record is from RefSeq and is a predicted model, not a curated record.
AUGUUUAGGGCAUGGCCUGAGGGGUCUUUUUCGGAUAUAAAUACCCAUGGUUUUGUGAGAGAUGACAGUUCGGUCCUGACUUCUAUGGUGAACAGUGAUUCCGCUCUCGGCCGCUACCGUGCCCGCCACUGCCGCUGCCGCCAAAGCUGCCGCUUCCGCUGCCGCACUGCCGCUGCCGCCACUCCCGAAGCCGCCACUGCCGCCACUUCCGAAGCCGCUGCCACUGCCGCUGCCGCCACUUCCGAAGCCGCCACUGCCGCCAAAACUGCCGCUACCGCCUGUGCCGAAGCCGCUGCCACUGCCGCUGACGCCACUUCCGAAGCCGCUACCGCUGCCGCCACUGCCGCCAAAACUGCCGCUGCCGCCACUACCGCCUGUGCCGAAGCCGCUUCCACUUCCACUUGAACCUCCGUGACUGCCAC